Molecule: messenger RNA, 2442 nt
Organism: Anopheles arabiensis
Lineage: Eukaryota; Metazoa; Arthropoda; Insecta; Diptera; Culicidae
Gene: wmd
Product: serine-threonine kinase receptor-associated protein
Exons: 3
Coding region: 398-1504 (368 amino acids)
Biological process (GO): spliceosomal snRNP assembly
Cellular component (GO): SMN complex
Molecular function (GO): RNA binding; protein binding
Source: RefSeq, a predicted model, not a curated record
ACGAUCCGAACAUGGUCGACAGUUUGACAGGGACAGGUUUCGUGAAAACAAGAGACAUUUUUUCCUCUCUUGUGGUUUUAGGUACACGAAAUUUAGCAAUUUAAUUUCCAGCAAAUGCAAACACCCUAGAUCACCUCUCAUUCUCUCCAGCCAUCGACACUUUCCAUCUUUACGUGUUUGUGGUGUUGUGCCAUUUCGUGUGCGUGCGGAGAAAUCUGUCUGUUCGGUGCCUCGCUUUUCCGCUACCUCCGUUAACUGUGUUCCCUGCACCGUGUUUGCGUGAAUCGUAGUGUGUGCCGCCCGACAAACCUCCCCCCCUCGCUCGGAGAAGGUGUACGUGUAGCGAAAAGUGUAGCAUAUACCACCGAUUUCCUUCCCUUUUCUUUGUACGACCAACAUGAAGCAAAUUCCGCUGACCUGUUCCGGCCAUACGCGCCCCGUCGUGCAUCUGGAUUUUAGUGGCCUGACCGAGUGUGGAUAUUUUCUCAUUUCGGCGUGCAAAGAUGGCAAACCGAUGCUGCGAAUGGGCGAUACGGGCGAUUGGGUCGGCACGUUCGAGGGCCACAAGGGUGCGGUGUGGGGCGUGGCGCUGAACGAAUCGGCCACGCUGGCCGCCUCCGGUGCGGCCGACUUUACCGGCAAGAUAUGGAACGCGGUCACGGGCGAGGAGGUGCAUAGCCUGCAGCACAAUCACAUCGUCAAGACGGUGGCGUUCAGCCACGACAGCCAGUACCUGGUCACGGGCAGCAACGAGAAGCUGGUACGGGUGUUCGAUCUCAACUCGGACGGCAAAGCGCUGGAAUCGUACGCUGGCCAUGCCGGCGCGGUCAAGCGGGCGCUCUUCUGCCGGAACGAGAAGUGCGUCAUCAGCUGCGCGGACGACAAGUCGAUGCGGCUGUGGGACCGCGGCACGGGCCAGGAGGUGUCGCGGGUCGAGUUUAGCUCCCACCCGAACGGGCUCGAGCUGUCCAAGGACGGCAGCAUCCUGACGGUGACGUACGGCAACUGUACCGCGUUCUACGACAUGGAAACGCUGACGCAGCUGAAGGAGAUCACCAUACCGACGCGGGUCAGCUCCGCCAGCCUGCACCCGGACAAGCACAUCUUUGUGUGCGGCGGAGAGGACUUCAAGAUGUACAAGUACGAUUACAUUACGGGCAACGAGAUCGAAUCGUUCAAAGGCCACUUUGGCCCGGUGCACUCGGUCAGCUUCAGUCCGGACGGGGAACUGUACGCUAGCGGCUCGGAGGACGGCACACUCCGGCUCUGGCAAACGACCGUCGGCAAAACGUACGGUCUGUGGAAAUGCACCGAACCGACCGAUCUGAACAACUCCACCAGCAACAAUAGCGCCGCCAACAACACCACCGCCAACAGCGCUGUUAGUAGCGUCGUCGCUCCGGUCACUCCAAACAACGCUGCCGUAAGCUGCCCGCCUGUGUCGUCGGCAACUGCGCCGGUAACACCGACACCGAGCGCGAACCGUGAAGUGACGGCCAACUGAAUCGGGACAGGGAUAGCAAAGCUUCUUUGCCGAGAGCAUUCGAGAGGAAAAAUUUCGCUUUAAAAAAAAAAGAGGAACUUGCCGGAAGUGAGCAGAAAGGCGAACGUAGGAAGCAAAAGGACGUGUGUGAUGGCAUACUUAGCAGCAGCAGGCCAGCAAACGUAAGCGAUUAAACGAUUGCUAGUGCAGUGCUGCCAGAGCCAUACCGUCGACUGCGUUUUACCUUUGGCGAGCAGCGUGCGAAUGAAUUUCUUCUUUUAGCGAAAAAAAACAACCCCCGUCGUCGUCGUCGCCUGUUUUGUGCGAUUUGAAUGAUCAUGUCAAACCUUAAUGAUCGGAUUAAAGCCAGCCUCCCACCAACUCCCCCAACACACUACACUCAUAUGUAUUUCCUGCAAGCGAAGGAGGAGCACGCUUGUGCGACUGAGCAUGGCGCCGGACCUCUUUCACAGCAACGGAUUGUUGCGGACUCUCGAUGCGAGGGUAAAGGAAACCGAACAGAGCUGGUUGUAUUCCAAAUUCGGCAAACCAUCACUUCAUCCAAAGCCAACGCCACCGUGGUGUGUACGUAGGAGAGGAUCAUCCCAUCGUGUGAACGUAUACAGUGGUUACAAACGGUCCAGGCUUGCUUAAAUUCAUUUCUAUUACUGCCGACUGUCUGCCGACUCCAAAUAAUCUACUUUCUCUCUUUUACGUCUUCGACUUUUCUUUCCUUUUUUUCCUAUACAGCCACAAUCACAAAGUGCCUGGUGUGUUGUGCAGCACGCCAGACAGAUGCGUUUGUGGGGUGGGCAAUUGAAGCCCCAUUAGUCUAUACACUUUAAUCAAGUAAAUUAUGAUGUACCGCGAACUGCAUGAGAGAAUGUUUGUUUCUUUUUAAUUAUUUUGAAAUAAAGAAUUAAUUAAAUCAGACGCCACCUUGGCAAUGUGCAGCAAAA